Molecule: messenger RNA, 1947 nt
Organism: Myotis davidii
Lineage: Eukaryota; Metazoa; Chordata; Mammalia; Chiroptera; Vespertilionidae
Product: nuclear RNA export factor 2-like
Biological process (GO): poly(A)+ mRNA export from nucleus
Cellular component (GO): nucleus; cytoplasm
Molecular function (GO): protein binding; RNA binding
Source: RefSeq, a predicted model, not a curated record
AUGAUCACGCCCCAUGCUAUGAUCACGUACCACACUAUGAUCACGCCCCACGCUAUGAUCACGCACCACGCCAUGACGCCCCACGCUAUGAUCACGCACCACGCCAUGACGCACCACGCUAUGAUCACGUACCACGCUAUGAUCACGCACCACGCUAUGAUCACGGUGGCACGCUAUGAUCACGCAUGCACUUCCAAGUUUUUUCUACAGGACACUAUGUCCGAGAGACCGCAACAACAAAAGGAUCAUCUUCCAUCACAGAAAUAUGUCACAUACCGAGAUGAAGAAGUCAAUGAUGAUGGUAGUUGGGCUUCACCUCAAGGAAGUGAGAAAGGUUGGAGUUCUUUGCUAGGUAAUUUUGGAGACAGGACCGGUCAUUAUCAAUAUGGUGGAUAUGAGCGUCAGCCUCCAGACCUCCUGAAGGAUGAUGAAAACAUGGAGAUAAGGAGAGUCCAGAGGUACCAAAACAGACAUAAUGGAACACAUCUCAGGAGUGAAAAGGAGAACAUACAAGAUCAAACCCUGGGGAGUUGGUUCAAGGUCACAGUUCCCUAUGGAAGAAAGUAUGACCGGACAUGGCUAAUGGGUUCAAUCCAGAGCCAUUGCAGUGUCCCCUUCACUCCAGUGGACUUUCACCAUGUGCAAAACAAGGCCCGGUUCUUUGUCCAGGAUGCUCACACUGCCUCUGCAUUGAAGGAUGUCAGCAACAAGAUUUAUGAUGAGGAGAACCAAAAGAUAGCUAUCUUUGUCAAUACUUCUGCUGUACCCUACUCUGUGCGGGAUAAGUUGGAGCCAGAAAUAAUUGAACAGCUAACGGUAAUGCAGACUCAACAGUACAUGUUCGCCCUCAGAUCCUCCCCUAUCCUCCUCCAGCCCCGAUUUCCCUAUCACCACCACAGCCUCAGAGUUCUCUCUCCAUCUCCCUCUGUAGCUGACCAUGUACAAACGAUAUGAUGCAAAAAGAAUUUCCCUGAGCUGUUGUCCCUGAACUUACACAACAACAGACUGUACCAACUGGAUGGCCUGUCUGAUAUUGCACAGGUGGCACCCACAGUCAAGAUUUUGGACCUUUCCAAAAAUGAGCUUAACUCUACCUGGGAGUUGUGCAAAAUCAAAGGCCUGAAACUGGAAGAGCUGUGGCUGGAAGAUAACCCUUUGUGCGGCACCUUUCUAGACCAGUCUACUUACAUAAGCGCCAUCAGGAAAUGUUUCCCCAAGUUGUUACGCUUGGAUGGACAUGAUUUAUAUCCACCAAUUGACAUUGACAUUGACAGCCACUACUUAUUAAAGCCCGUAAAGGAAAGCUAUAAAGGAUCUGAUGGUCUGAAGUAUCAAGUCCUGCAUUUUCUGCAUCAAUAUUACUUGAUCUAUGACUUUGGAGACAGAUGGAGUCUCCUCAGUGCUUAUCACGAUGAGGCCUGCUUCUCUCUGACUAUUCCCUACAUUCCAAACAACCCAGCCCCCCGCUUGUUUGAGUACCUCAGGGAUAAUGAGUAUAUGAAGAACUUCCAGAACUCCAACGUGCCUUUUCGGCUGCUGAGACAUACAAAAUACGACAUUGUGAGCACCCUCUGUGUGUUGCCCAAAACUCAGCAUGACCUCAACUCCUUUAUCGUGCACAUAUGGUUCCAGUCAGAGAGCAUCCUCUUCCUCCCCCAGGAAAGCCUGUUCUUCUUUCGUGUCCAUGGGGUAUUCAAGGAAGGGGAAGGACAGUCUCAGGAUUCUGUGUGUGCCUUCACCCGGACCUGCAUUGCUACCCCUGCUAACAAUUCCAGCCUAUGUAUCCUAAAUGAUGAAUUGUUUGUGGGGGAUGUCACCCCCAACAAGACUCAGAAUGCAUUUCCCACCCAAGUGCCCAUGCCUUCCUUCAGUACUGGGCCCACCCUCUCUCAGGAGCAGCAAAAAAUGGAACAAGUCUCCUCCACCCCAUCUGGGAUGAGCUUCUAG